GUUAGUGGGAACUGCCGCCACACUCUGCGCCCUCACUUCGUCUCUUUUCUCACUUUAAGGGCACUUGAACAGGAAAAUAAAGCAGUAAGAAAAUACAGAAAAAGUAGGGCAGGUUAUUGAUAGAGCAGGUUGUAUUCAGCCGGCUUUAUUUGACAUACUUUGUCAGCGGAGUUUAAUUUUCAUCGGUCAGGACUUGGCUGUUAUGCACAAUAACCGGUCGAUAAAUACUAAGAUGUACGGUGGUCUGGAGGAGGAUAGUCAAUUCGAGGAGGCCAAGAAAGAGCUGGAGACAUGGAAGAACUCUUUCUGUUUUGUCUCUGAGACUAAAGAAAAGAAAGCUGAUGAUGUGAAAUACAGGCUCAUAGUGGAAAAACUGGAAGAAGAUGAAGCCAAGGAGAAGGCCAAGCAGGAGAUUUCGGCUUGGCUCGGAAAGCUAGACAAUUGUCGAAAGGAAUUCACUCAGACCAUGAGAGCAGUGCAGGAUGAAAUCCAGAAGCUUGCUGAACGUAAACAGGAUUUGCUGGACAAAUUGAGGAGAAGACAGGCUCAACUGGAGGUUAAGAGGACCGAGUCCACCAAACUGAAGCAGAAAUUCAAGAUCUAUGCCCAGAUUCCAGACACAGAGGUGAGGUUCAGCACUCAGGACAAAGAGGAGUGUGAUGACAACACUCAGACAAUCAGAGGAGUGUUUACCAUCAGCCAGAGAGCCAGUGUACUUCUGCAGGGAGGACAGGCACUCAUCACAUUCGAGGAAGAGAAAGUGGCCUCUCAGAUCCUCAAGAUUGCCAAGUGCUCUGUGUCCUGUGACAACAUGAGUUUGGAUGUGAAACCAAAAAUAAUAAUCAUGGAUCCCGCUGUGAAGUUUGAGGUCCACCUUGAUGUUUCCAGAAAGAAGCUCAAGGUUUCCAACGUUCCCCCUUCCGUGCCAGAGGAGAGAAUGAAUGACCGAUUGGAGAUGAGUUUCUCAAGGCCCAGCAGAGGAGGAGGAGAAGUGGAGGGAGUGGAGUAUGAUAAGAACACUGGGACAGGACUCAUCACCUUUCUCCACCCUGGAGUUGCUGAGAGCCUGGCCCUGAGAGGGAGAUACCUCGUGGACCUGGACACUGAAGUGAACAUGCAAGUUGGACCCAUUUACAAACACGAGCUGCGAAUGUUUCAGACCUUCUGUGGCUCUCUGAAGCGGACCAUCCUCCUGGAUGACAUCAAGGACAUCACGGACGAGGAGGAUCUGCAGGACCAUCUGGAGAUCCACUUUCAGAAGCCCAGUAACUGUGGCGGUGAGAUAGAGAGCAUCAAGUACAUCUCUGGGGGGAAGGCUCUGCAGGCCUUUUUCUGUGAGGACACGGUUGAGAGAGACAACUGACUUAAACCAGCAGAAGUCAAACCCCCGACAGCUACAUGUGAGAGCAGUCCCCCUAUGAGUGUUUGAAACUGAAAGUCAGAUCUGUCAUAUGUUUUUGAUUAUGUCAAAGAAGCCUGAAAAUUUCUUGUGAUGCCAAAACUGAAGAGAAGCAUUUUGAAAACUUAAUUUAUUUACUGGCCUUCUGAGAGUCAGAUGAAGAAAUUUAGUGAUUUCAUCGAGACACGUUCAGUAGAGAGAAUGAGUUUGAUAAAAUGUUUUCACAGAACAUGAUGGGGGGUAUUUAGGUGAUGUUAAGUAGCAAAACAAUGGCCUUCAGCACUUAACAAGGACCAUAAAAUGUACCACACAGUCAAAGGUCUAUAAACGUGGAGAGAGUAAUAUGUUAUGCCACACCCUGGCUUUAUGUAGAUGCCUGGACAGUAUGUCACACCUGUCACAUAUUUCAUUCAGAACAUGGUGUGUUUGGUUACUUAAUGUUACAAAGUACCUUCAUGUUAGUUCUCUUCCCUUUAGUGUGUUCACGAGUACCAGGUUCCAUUGAGAAUGGCUCUUUUAAUCCAGUCUGGGCUCUCAAAAGCUAGAACCUACAAAAUAAAGUCAUAAUGAAUAUUAUUAUAGACAUGAGAGGUUCUGGUGGUUAGCAGAAUUACACAUCUAUUGAGAGACAGUCCUGGUGCCUGGUGAAUAAUUUUACAGUGAAGGGUACUUGUCCUCUUCAUCUGCAUAACCCUGCUAAAGCUGCAUUCAAACGAACUUUAGCCCUGUGUGAAAAACUACAGCCUUAGCACUGUUUUAACACAGGCCGUUUUCAACACAGGACUGUUUUUAACGCAAAGCUUUUUUCACACAGGGCUGUUUUCAGUCAGAAUCCCUGCUAACAGCUUUCUGUACAUGUCUUAAAGUUGUAUUUGAAUAGUUGCUCUGUUUUUCUCUAAUACAUUGUGCUUAUUAAAAUAUCUGAAUCAGUCACAGGAGUUGUGUGUUUUUCAAUUACUCAGACUGUGGAUACAUACCUGUAUGUAAAUUGGUACAUUAUAUAGUCUGAGUGAUCAUUU
This is a messenger RNA of Xiphias gladius (swordfish), 2418 nucleotides long. It is a transcript of the gene nmi, whose product is annotated as N-myc (and STAT) interactor. The coding region runs from base 203 to 1363 and encodes 386 amino acids. Gene Ontology annotation, cellular component: cytoplasm. Lineage: Eukaryota; Metazoa; Chordata; Actinopteri; Istiophoriformes; Xiphiidae. The record is from RefSeq and is a predicted model, not a curated record. The transcript has 9 exons.